Myripristis murdjan (pinecone soldierfish) is the source of this 13406-nucleotide messenger RNA. It is a transcript of the gene mtcl2, whose product is annotated as microtubule crosslinking factor 2. The record is from RefSeq and is a predicted model, not a curated record. The transcript is spliced from 24 exons. The coding region runs from base 435 to 6242 and encodes 1935 amino acids. NCBI's taxonomy places the organism in Eukaryota, Metazoa, Chordata, Actinopteri, Holocentriformes, Holocentridae. Gene Ontology annotation, biological process: regulation of autophagy.
GGGGCAGAGAGACCUAGAGAGGCAGUGAGAGAAAGGGAGAGAGAGACACCAUAUCCACCACACUGCUUCUCUGUUCUCAGCCACAACUCUGAGCAGCUACCGGCGAAUCAGUUGUUACCGAGAAAACGAGAGAAGGGAGAGAAGAGGCGAGGAUUAUCAAAACAAAGCGGAAUCAUUUAUUAUUUCCAGAGAAACGCGGUGGAAAACGGGACUUUAUCUGGCUUUUUGCAGCUUGGACUCCCCUUUUCUCCCUCCUUGUCUUUGCACUGUUGCACCAGGAGCCUUCAUUGUGGAUUGUGUGUGAGGAUCAGGGAUCUCUCCUCCGUUUUGUGUCGCUUUGCAGUUGUUUAUCCACACAGCGCAACUUCUGCCUCCUGUUUCCCCGAAUAGGAGGUUUCAUUUCUGUUUUUCCUGUCGCGGCCAAAACGGAAUGAAUGACAAAAACAAAGGAGGUUGAUGUCCAUAACUCGCCGACUCACCUCUUCUUCGCCUCGCCCAAGGAACGGAGACUCCUCCGGCAGAAGAUGGACAGCGGAGGCGGGACGGAGAGCUCGGACAGCGGGCAGACGCAGCAGGCGAUGCCCGCGCAGCAGCAGCCCGACGCCGCGGAGCUCUCGGCGCUCUCCGCUCAGCCUCCGGGCGAGAAGAAGAAGAUCAACCGGGCUCCGUCCCCGGCUAGACCGAAGGAUGUGCCCGGGUGGUCGCUCACUAAGAUUCGGGGAGGGAUCGGCACCCCGACUCUAAGCGUCAAACCGGGAGCCAUUCAUUUGGGAAGCCGCGUCUCCAGACGCAGCCCCGGAGGAAGCCUCGCCGGAAAGGACGGUAAAGCGGAGAAGAGCGGUGGUGGCAAGCCGGUGGGGAAAUCUUCCUCCUCCGGGUUGGUGGUGAAGACCUCAGGGGGCAAAGCGGUCAAAAGCACCAUAGGGCGGAGGAAGGUGUCGGACGCCAGCAUCGGAUCCGAUGAUUUAUCUAAGGACUCCGGCUGCGCCCCCGGGAAGCUCUCCCCGACCGACAGCAGCUCCGAGCUGUCGGACUGCGCCUCGGAGGAAAACAAGCUCUCCACGGACGCGGUGAGCAGCGACGCCGAGUCGAGAAGCAGCCGGGGCGGAGGGCCGGACGGGGACAAGUCGCUCAGGGAUGGCGCUUCAUCGGAGAAAUCCAGCCGACGAGCCGCCGCUAAGACCUCCUCCUCCUCCGCCGCGGAGAAGGACGAUAAGGACCGGCUCUCCCUGAGCGUGGAGACCGGAGAAGGGAGCAUCUCCCCCGGCGAUGAGCGGUCGGUCACCUCGUUUGAUAGCAGGGUCCCAGCCAGCACGUCUCUGGCUUUCUCUGACCUCACGGAGGAGUUUAUGGACGGCAUGCACGAAGAGUUUGUCAGGGAAAUAGAAGAGCUGAGAUCUGAGAACGAUUACCUCAAAGAUGAGAUGGAGGAGCUGAGGUCAGAGAUGCUGGAGAUGCGGGACAUGUACAUGGAGGAGGACGUCUACCAGCUGCAGGAGCUACGGCAGCAGCUGGAGCAGGCCAACAAGACUUGCCGCAUCCUGCAGUACCGGCUGAGGAAGGCAGAGCGGCGCUCUCUCCGCGUGGCCCAGACGGGGCAGGUGGACGGCGAGCUGAUACGAACACUGGAGCAGGACGUCAAGGUGGCGAAGGACGUGUCCAUCCGCCUCCACAGUGAGCUGGACAGCGUGGAGAAGAAGAGGAGUCGCCUGGAGCAGGAGAACGAGGAGCUGCGGGUCCGACUGCAGGACCUGGAGGUCGCCAAACAGGUCCUGCAGCAGGAGAUUGACAAGAACUCCCAGAAGAAAAGAGGAGCUCGACCCAACAAUAAGCCGGACAAGAAGCUCUGUCCACAGGAGGACAGCUCAGACCUCAAGUGUCAGCUCCACUUCGCCAAGGAGGAGUCAGCCCUGAUGUGCAAGAAGCUGACCAAGCUGGUGAAGGACAGCGAGGCCAUGAAGGAGGAGCUGGCCAAGUACAGAUCGCUGUACGGAGACGUCGACGCCUCGCUCACCGUGGAGGAGGUCGCCGACUCGCCCCACACCCGCGAGGCCGAGGUCAGAGUCCACCUGAAGCUGGUGGAGGAGGAAGCCAACCUGCUGAGUCGACGCAUCGUGGAGCUGGAGGUGGAGAACAGGGGCCUCCGAGCCGAGAUGGACGACAUGAAGGGGCCGCAAGAUGGUCCUCAGGAACUGACCGGCGUUGGUGGAGGCAUGGGGGCGGGGCUUGGCAUAGGAGGAGGGGCUAUAGUCCUUGGGGGAGGGGCUUCAUCUGAAAACGUGAUGGAGCUCCAGAGGCACCUCCAGUUCGUGGAGGAGGAGGCGGAGCUGCUGAGGAGGUCGCUGAUCGAGAUGGAGGAGCAGAACAAGCUCCUCAUGAACGAGAUCAACCGCUACAAAUCUGAGCUCCCGCCCCCGACGACCUCGCUGUCGUCUAAUUCGCUGACGUCACUGACGGACGGGCUUCUCAACGACAGCCCGGUGCAUUCCAUCCAGGAGGGGGCGGUGCUCAUCAGCACGGAGGCGUCGCCCCAGGAGGAGGAGCUGCGAGCGGCGAGGCUUCAGAUCGGAGAGCUGAGCGGGAAGGUGAAGAAGCUGCAGUACGAGAACCGAGUGCUGCUGUCCAACCUGCAGCGCUGCGAUCUGGCCUCCUACCACGCCCCUUCCUCCUCCUCCUCCUCCUCGCUGCGACUGGCCCUCGAGACCGACGCAGAGGCCGGAGACUCAGCUGAGUGCCUCCCCACCAGCCCGCCUCACCGCGAGGGGCCGGUGGGCGGUGAAAACGACGCUCUGGAAAUCAGAGAGAGGAAGAGGAAGACAGAGGACAGCUCAGACACGACGACCUCACUUCCUGGGUGCCUCGGGCUGAAGGACCAUGAUGCCUUGCUGGCCAUGAGGGACCAGGCCCGCUUGGUUUCCACGGCGAUACAGCUCCUGACCUCGCCCGACUCCAACUGCCUCUCCUCCUCUCCGUCCAUUUAUCGCAAAGUCUGCAGCGAUGACGCAGCGGAGCCGUGCGACCUGGAGAAACCGCAGCCUCACGGCCAGAUCUCGGAGCUGUCGGACUUGGCAGACCGGCCUCUGGUUGGUGCUCUGACCGGCAGGCUGCAGGCCCUCCACACGCAGCUGCAGGCCUUCGUGGAGCGGGUCGACAGCCUCGGCAACUCCCCUGGAGGCGGGCGGGACCCCCAGGUGGAGGGGGCGUCACCUCAGCCUCUGCUGUCCGAAUCCGCCGACCCCUCUGAGGCCGCGCGCCGCGCCUCGCUCCCCCGCUCUGCGGACGUCCAGGACGGACCGAACACUGCCGAGGAGAAGCAGCCUGAUUAUAGGGACCAAUCAGAGCGAGAGGUGAAAAGUCAAGCAGAGGAGCGCAGCCAAUCAGACAGCAAUAAGAAGCAAAACCAGGAAACGAGCCAAACUGAAGAGGAAGAGAAGGAGACUGACGAUGCACUGCCCGACCAGUCCGGUGACCUGCAGGCCCUGCUGGCCAAAGCAGAGAAAUCAGCUCAAGGAGCUCAGGAGGAGCUGGAGAAGGAGAGGCAGGCUCACAGGGAACACACUCUCAAACUCACACAGCUCCAGGAGGAGCACCAGAAGGCUCUGGUCCGUCUGGACUUCCAGCUCCAGAGUUUGGGUCUGCAGGCUCGGCUGCAGCAGAAGCUGUGGAGCCAGGAGAGGACUCUGCUGGUCCAGGAGUCCCAGCACCUCAAACAGACCCUGCUGCUGCUCAGCCUCAAACUGCGCUGCUUCCUCAAGCAGUGGAGGCUGGGACGCAAGAUGGACACCGAGGGCAAGGACGUCCUAGAGGUGAAUAGCCUGAAGGACCUUUACCUUCUGUUGGAGGAGGAGAACUUGACAAGCUCCGCCCACCAGACAGACAAGAUGGCCGCUGCAGAGGAACAGCCACUCAGCCCAACGAUCAAGUCGAGCGCGGUGAGCAGUACCUUGGCGGACCUCAAGGUGGCACUGCAGGAUCUGAGCGGGGAGCUGCGACAGGAGAGGCAGGGCUCCCAGGAACUCACCCAGCAGUUCGCCAAGGCCAAGGCAUCAUGGGAAGUGGAGAGGACCGAACUGAAGAGCCUCAUCACACAGCUUGAGACGAAAACGGGCAAAGCGGCGGCACCUCUGUCCUCCAGCGACGCCUUGGAUCCUCCAGACCUGAAGGUGGCGCUGAAGCGAGAGCGCGAGGAGCACCAGCACCUCCUGGCCGAGUCCUACGCAGCUGUGAUGGAUCUAACCAAGCAGCUUCAGAUCGGGGAGAGGAACUGGGGCAGAGAGAAGCUGGAGCUGCUGGAGAGGUUCAGCCAGGAGAGAGCUCAGUGGGAGCAGAGACUGAGAGAGGCUACCGCCCAGCAGGGGAAGUCCAAAGGAGACAAGCUGCCCGAUGCAGAGCCCUCAGCAGACACUGUUGCUAAUGGCACUGGAUUACCAAGGACCAAGUCCAUGUCAGAACUGGAGGAUCCACAGGUCAACGGAGCAGCCAACCAGGAAGAGAAGCACAUGUUUGCCGUCCCGCCCCCUCUCCUGAUUCGCUCAGAGCUGGGUGACCUCACCAGGAAGAACUGGGCCUACCUGACCAAUGAUACUCCGGAGGUUGGUGAUAUCUGUAAAACAUGGGAUGGCCCCAGUGGUUCCUGCAGUAACGCAGUGGGAUCAGAGCUGGACCUGGAGUGCGUCCAGAUGAGCUACACCGCUCCGGAUCGCACCGGGAUCCGGAUCUACUACAGCCCUCCUGCCGUGCGACGCAUGGAGCACCAGAGAAGAAACCAGGGAGCCAAAGAGCCACAGCAAGCCCUGAACGGGAGCUUGGAUGUUGGAGCGGCCCAAGUGGAAACCCUGGAGGUCCAGCAGCAGGAACCUUCAUCCUCCUCUUCCUCAUACGAGCAGUGGCUGAGCUCGCUGUCCAAGCAGCACAGGGAGCUCCUGGAGAGCAGAAGUGGCAGCAUCGCCGCUUCGAUACCCGGUGUUGUCAACAACGGUGUCGGCAGUUCGGCUAACGGCGUGGUCGACGGGAUGACGACGACUUCUGCGUUCCGCGGUUUGGAGAUCGGGGAGAUUUCAGCCAACCUGAGCGACGACAUGAAAGAAAUGACCAACUGCGUCCGGCAGGCCAUACGCUCUUCCUCUCUGGAGAGGAAGUCCAGCAAGGAAGCAGGAAGUCAGGCGGUCGGCAUGUCCACCAGGUCCACGCAGACUGCCGCCCAGUGCGUCAGCAUCGGGCUUCAAACCGACACCCUUCCUGCCAGCCGGGGGGCGGGGUUACACUCAAAAGCCUGGUCUCCACGCCCCUCAUCAGCAACCACCUCCUCCUUAGCGUCAGCCCGAUCCCGGCAGAUCUCAUCAUCGCUGGACAAAGUCCACAGCCGCAUCGAGAGGCCGUGCUGUUCACCCAAAUAUGGAUCGCCAAAACUGCAGCGCCGCGUGUCUUCAGGGUCCACCUCCAGGCUGGACGGGAGCUCCUCUGCCAGGGAGCGCAGUCUGUGGAGCCUCCACCAGAGACCCAUCAGUGGAGGCGGAGGCUCAGCCUGGGCUCGCUCCACCACCACCAGGGACAGCCCGGUGCUCAGCGGCCUCAACGACGGCCUCUCCAGCCUCUUCAGUGUGGUGGAACACUCUGGAAGUAUGGAGUCACUCUGGAGGGGCGAUGGAGGAGGAUCCACCAGCCAGGGGACCAGCCCAGCACGGCAGCCCCCAGCGGCAGGCAAACCUUCCGGGGUGGCGAUGUGCAGCUCUGACCCUGCGUCUCAGCGUUACGGAGGCCUGGUCCAGGAGUUCUUCAGGAACGUCUGCAGCAGCCGUGGCCAGGGAGGAGUCAUCCUGCCUGGGGAGAGAACUCCAAGAGACUCCCUGGGCAGCCUUGGAGGUCUGGGGGGCAUCAGCGGAGUGGAUGAGCCCAAGCCAGAGUGUAUGUCAGCUGGCGGCGGAGGGCUCGGGGCCUUGGCUGGGCUGGGUGGAGGCAAUGACAGCGUGACCAAGAUUGUUAACAAGAGGUUUAUGAGACAUGCAGCCAGGGAGGAGGCGGUGGGGACUGUCGGAGGAGGGAAGGAGACAACAGGCAACGCCGUGGCUGCAGCGUCUGGGAUGGAGGAUGCACCCUGUGACUGCGCAGCUCAGUCUCUCACUUCCUGCUUCGGCCGCCCGUCAAGAUCCACCACUCGUCAUUCGCUGGGCCACUGCAAGCACCGCCCACAAGAGUCUGCUCCGGCGACAGCCGAGGAGAAAGGAGACAUCUGCAACGAGUGACGACAACUUCUACUGCCACAUGCAAAGACACGCAACAUGUGCUCACACAUGCGCAUACACACACACACGCACACACACAUACAAAGCAAAGGCGAUACUACACAAACACAGUUCACUACUGCCAUGCGAAGGGAUACUCGUGUGUGUACUGCCGAGCACAGAUACAACAGAAACACAGGUACACCAACACACCUCUGCUGUCACCAAAUGUACACACACCUGCCACACAGGCACACUGCCACCACACAAACACACACAUACACACACUCCCAGCACACUGCACAUACUGCCCCACAAACACACUGCCACAUACACACACUCAACACACACUCAACACACAGGCAAGUACACUCUUAAACCAGACCGCUCUAAUGCCAAGGAUAGGGAGGAUUGAACAUCCACUCUGCAGCAACCCAAACAUCACAGAACUACCAGCAGGACAGAAAACACACACAUGCACACACACACACACACGUACAGGUAUAUGCAUGCUCUUACACACCUAAUGUACACUCACACACACCCACAACUAAACAAGAACAGCUCGGCGAACUGAGGAAAAGUCUAACAAGCAAAAUUAUGAUGUCAGGAUUGGACCUUCAAGGCUACUGUAGUACUCCAAAUAACUGUUUUGUUUUCUGUGAGGGGAAUCUACAGUAAAACAGCAAACCAUGAACUGUUUUGGACUACUGUAAAAUUCCACCUCAAUAAUGUCAUCUUGUCAACACGCUGUAAUACCAGCAGCUAGAUUGGAUCUGCAAAAGCGGAGUAAAGGACAUGAAAGAUGGAAGGAAGGAAGUACUGAAGUAGGCUUCAAUAAGGAUCAUGGAAGCUUGCUCGGGGAGAAGGGCGGAAGAUCUGAGGUCCAACAAAUGCUUUGAUUUCGUCUUGAAAAGUCUGUGUUACUUUCUGAACUGUAAAGUGAGAGGGAGGCACUCGUCACAGCUGGAAACAUCAGCUGCACUCUGUCAGCAGCUCCAGAACCAUCGUUUUUUUUUUUUUUAGCUCUUCGCCAAAUUACGUCCCUGAACCUUGCCACUUUCACAUAUGGAAUGGUGAGAAAUUCAAUUAUGCCAUUUUGAUUGGUUAGCACAAAAAAAAAAAAAAAAAGAUGCCACACGUCUCUGGCAGCAGCAAGUGUCUCCAGAAAUGAGUUUAACAUGCUGCAUUGUGAUUUUAAUCGCAUAUUGACUAUUCUGAAGCUCUCUCCUGCUCCGAAUGGGAUCACAGACGGAAAACCUGAAUGAUUAUUGAGCGGACUCCACUCUCCCGGCAUGACAAAGACUUGGACUCCAUCUGUGGACGCUUGGAUUUCCGAAGCUUAUCCGUGCAUCUUUCAGCUCUAUAAACAAGCCCAUCUAAGCUGAUCUUUGACCACAUCUCCCACCAUUGUUUGCUACUGGUAUUGUUGUUAAUUUGCUAAACUAAAAGGCAAAAACAGCAUCGUUCUGUCAACCUUCUGUCGACCAACUGUGUUCCCAGAGCAACUUGCACCACACACAUGGGGAAAUUAUGUGGCACUGUAUCCAUGUCUGAAACCUAAUUUGUCAAAAAAUCUCAAUCAAAGAGAUUAUUUUUUUUUUCCAUGGGGUGGUUGGUACAUAUGUUUCCCAAACAGGGAUUAACUCUUAAAGCAGAAAUGUCCACCUUUGUUGGCCCUUGUAAAUCACAUUUUUAUAUAUAUUCCAGUGAUGUCAUGAUAAUUCAUCCUCAAAAUCUUAUUAGACAACUGCUGCUAGUCUGAUGAAGACAAGCAGAGUGCGGUCCUACGGUACGCCGCCCUGUAACAUUGCAUUAUGUUACUUAUAUUGAUUGGAGACCAUUGCUAAUUGAAAGCAAGGAAAUGGAUACUGUGUCUUUUGGCUUUGAUCAGGGAUGCACUGAUAUCAUUUUUUCACAGCUGGGACCAAUUAUUCAGAGUUAAAAUAUCAGUUGUCACCCUCAGUGGAUCCAGUUCAUUUUUUUCCACUAUAUAGAUUGAACAUCUGUAUGCAAAGUUCAGAGAAACUGAAGAAAUUUACUGAUUUAAGCCCAGUAUUGACCUGACAGCCACUACCUCUAUCAGUAUCGGUGCAUGUCUGCCCUCCAAGCCGAGGAAGUUCAGGUAGUCAAAACACACAGAGACACACACACACACACACACACACACUGAACUGGACUGCAGGCUAGAGACGUGACGACGCAUGCUGUGUAUCUGUGUACAGACUCAGAAGAGUAGUGCUCUAAGAUCUACGGGGAAAUCUGUACAAUCUUCCAGGAACUCUCACUAACCCUGAAAUGUUCCUGAGGGAAAUUUAACCGAUGCAUUCCUUUUACUAGAGAAAAUAUUCCAAGUUUGAGUCUUUCACAAAUGUGUAUUUAUGUCACACCACAUUCUAGUGCACCAGUGCAGAAUUCCUAGAUGGCCGCCCUUUACUUUCUUUCUCUCCUCCGGCUCUCACACCCCUUCCAUCUUGUGUUUCAGUAUGAAUAUCCCAAUGCUGUACAUCCCACUGUACAUGAAAAUGUAGCAUUACAGCUAAAUUUUGGUAAACAACAAAACGAUAAACGCGUGAGUUCAAAGGUAUAACUUUCCCUCAAAAAUACUGCAAGCAUUGCAAGGUUUCACACCAUUAACUCCUUGGUAGAUUUUCAAAGCUUGUCCCAUUUUAGUGAAUCUAUAAAAUGUGAAUAAUUAUUAACCAAAAGUGUCACAAGUUCCAACAGCAUCAUUUGUCGUUGCAUAGGAUAGGUCUGCAUGCCUAUAGGAGUAAAUAUCCUAAUAGUAUAUUAAAAGGGGGAAAAAUAAAAAUAAACUAAACACUGAUUGUGAAAAUCUUUAAACCCUGACAGCAAACUGACAUGAAUCCUAAACGCUCUCAUUAGUGAACUGACAACAAACAGACAGACAAAAACUACUGGAAAUUGAAGAGGUAAUAUUGGGAAGUGUUUUCAUUUCCUUUUCCUUCCUCCUAUCCUUGGCUUCACUGUGUGUCUCGCUCGAAUCAGCCGUCAGUCAACCGAUAUUCAAAGUGCCUGUCAGAUCGCCUGUUAGUCAGCUCGCACCAAAACUCAACUUCACAUGAAACACACAAACAAACCCGGCUGGCCUUUAUUUUAUGGGUAAGAUUGUUUUUAUGCACAUUUACUUAGAACAAGCUAUGAUGAGGCUAUCAUACAGUACUGUACCACAGGGGAGAAAGAUCAAAAACGAAAAGGUUUACACUAUAGUAGGAUAUAUGUAUAUUACCUUUUUUUCUAUAUAUAAAUAUAUACCAACGGUUAUUGUAUUUCUGGAAAGUAAAUUAUUUUUGCUUUGUUUUUUUUAUAUGGAUGUUUUUGCUGAUAUAUUCUAUUCUUUCUACCCUCCUCUUUAGUUGUCAUGGUGCUACCUGCAGGGCAGUGUCUGCUGUGGGCUUGCAGCUUUUAACAAGGCGUUCACCCACCUAUCAGUAAUCAAUAUGCCACCUCUUCCUUCCCUUUUUGUGUUGUUUCAUUUUAUCUGACUGAUCGCCCCCUCUGCUUAUUUCCUGGACUCUCUUUCACCUCUCUUUCUCCCUCUCUGCCGCUGUUUGUGCAUGAGCAGCAGUCUCCCGGGCGAGUGUUUCUGUCUCAGCAUACCAUUUAAUGACUCAGCAGUUUAAAAUAGGGCAUUACAGUAAUAGUGCAUAUAUUUAAAUAACACAGUGGAGAAAACCCACAGUCUAAACGCCGCUCUGUCUCCUCUCCGGCCCUCACCAGUGGUAUAAACCCCACGCUCUGCAGACAGUCUCCGCUCCGAUAGCCACCGGCUUGAUUGACGCGGGAACAGAAUAUCCGAAUUUUAAACAUAAUGACACCACAUGUAGUUUCAGCCAAGUAAUCUGAUUGGCUAAUAAAGAUGCAUUCAAACUGUUCCAUGAAGCCCAGCUGGCAUGUCCAGAUUAUCAAAGUCUAAAGUUUUAAAAGUCACAGUCUACUGAAAGUACAAAAAAUAUAUUUUACUACUUAUGCCUUGUGCAGUCUAUCCUCCAGUAACCUGUACCUAUCUGCACACAUCUGAACGCCUGUUUGUGCACCACAAAUAGUUCCCUGCGAAACCCCUCCUCCCAGAGGACUGUGGAUUAUGCUCUGGAUGGCAGAUUACACAAGGGGUACGUGGGAAAAUAUCUUUACCCUCCCUGUCCCUUUAUGCAUUCCUGGUUAAAAGUAAUUUCUUUUCUCUAGUUCCAGUGUUACGCAUCAGAAUUGCUUUUUCAUAUUCCUUCUAAUAAUCCACAACAGUUCAUUAUUUUCAUCAAGUUUUUUUCAAAUCAAUUGAUAUUACUUUUUCAGAAAAUUAGAAAAAAGUGAUUAAAUAAGCAAAAGAUGUGCUGAGGUGCAUCACAUGCUUGUUCAAGAAUUCAUACAACUUGUUUUGAAAACAAUACAAGAUUACGGGACUUAUGAAGAUGAAUACUUUAGCGGUCUCAGUCCACUUAAAUGCUAAAGAUGCUAAAACUAUCUGCACACCAAACAUCUGUAGCUCAGAUGAUGGGUAGCAAAUGUUUGAAGAUUUGAAGAGCGCCACUAGAAAAACAGGACACCAGCUCUAUGAAAUGACAAAUAGCAUGGACCUAAAACAUCUGAUGGUACUUUUUACAGGACAGGAAGUAACUUGAGAACUCUUUUGAUCUGUAUAGAGGAGAUUCUGGAGCAGACCUUUAUGUUUGGCUUGCUCCAAGUAUCAUGUUAGUGUGACUGUUCACGGUUUACAAAGGUAAUUUUGUAGACAAGAUGCAUAGGAGAAAUCUAAUGUCAGUCUUUCUAGAAAUUCAAAACUUCCUCAUGUGGAUGAAAUAAAUGUUCACUCUUCCUUCCAUCCUUCAUGUAGAGACGGCUCUUAUCAAUCAGUUUACCAGUCCCUAUUCUACCUCCUACACUCUUUACAUGAUUAUUACACUCUGAAAAAUGUUAGAAAAUAACGCAAAAUGCAUUUAUAUUGACCUGUUUUAAACAUUGUAAUGCAUCAGUCCUCUGCACAUAUUUGAUAUAUGUCAUGACUUAUAUAUACAUAUAUAUGUAGCCUGUUGUCAUUUAGUCCUGAUGUCCAUGAGAAAGUCACGCCAGUGCCUUUCCUCUACAACUACAAAGAUGUCUGGGUUUUAGUACAGCUUUAAUGUUUUUUUUUUUGCAGAAUAUUUGGCUGUAACAGUAACUACGUAGGAUGAGACCAUGUUUUGGGUGUUCCUGUUCUUUUCUUUGUUUGCUUUCUUUCAGUAAUAUUUCAGAAUUCACCUGGAAAAUCAACUGAGCUUGCAGUGUACUUCAGUUAACUCCCAACUGAAUGCUGAAAUUAAAGCCAAUUGCACACCGUACUUUGCGAUCAUAACUGCCUUGCUAAGCGACAAUUUAGUGUGCAACGUCAUUUGAAAUUAAUGCAAGGUCAGAGGAUCAUACAAACGUAUCCGUGUGCACUUUGUGUCCUUGAGAGUUAAACGACGUUUAGGAAAUAACCAAACAAAAUGGAGAUUAAAUGUCCUUUUUUUGUCUUUAGCUUAAGUAGACCUGCAGUUGACUAUACACACAAGAUAAAAGGGAAGAGUGUUCCAUAUAACCUCUUGAAUAUAAGUCAGGUUUUGUGUUUACAGUAAUGUUCAGUGGUGGCUACAUGGCAUACUUUGUUAGUCUUGCUUAACUAGGGUAAGAACGUGUAAAUAUUGGGACCAAGGUUAGGAUUUGGUUUAAGGUGUGGCCAGCCUCCAGUGUCAGGUUUCCCCUCCUGCAAUGGAGACUUGAGCUCAGACCGGUGAUGGACAAGAUGAUUCGAGUACAUGGUGCGGUGGUGCAUACGGAGGUAGUUAAGUCACACUCGUGCAAAGUAUCCCAUAUUCACACUGCCACUGUUCUAAUGCCGCCUUUGCGUCAUGUCGGAUGAAGUGAAACAACCAGGUGACUUCUGGUUAACAUGGUGAACUUUUUGAAAUACCCGCAGCCAAAAUUUCAUUUAAAGUCAAACAUAAGCAAACUGAUACUGAUACUCGCUAUUCACAGAGCUGAUUGCAGUUCUGUGUUUGUUAAUGAUAAUUUGACAUUGUCACUAUCGGAGCCCACCAAAAAAAAAAAAAAUUUGAAAAAAAUUGAAAAAACAAAAACACGCAAAAAGCAAACACAUCCUACUUGUAAUAAUUACGGCGUGAGCAGCUUUUCCCAGUUGGCAGCUUGUAUUUACGGUAAAUCCGAAAUGACGAGAACGCAGCAUGAGACUCUGAUCUCUCUAUGACUCUGAUGUCAUUGGUCAAUUCUGUCUCCGCCUCUCCAGCCUUUCCACCUGCCAGUCAGGUGUUACAUUUGCUCCUCCCCCUCAGGUAAUAAGUAGUAGACACCGUAGCCAAUGAUAGAACAGUUUUACAGGUUACACGGCAUCACCAGCCAAUGACAGAAGAGUUUUUACAGGUUGAAUGGCACAAACAGCCAAUAAGAUGUUAGACUGAGUCUAAUUGUUUCCUGUAUUUCGGUAAGUCUGUUAGCAAACCAACAUGUUUAGACUGAAAAAGUAAAAACACUGUACUCACAUCUUUUCCAUCAGUCUUUUGAACUGUUUAGUGUUUCCAACCCAUUCAUAUUGAAUUACCAUAACAUCCUAGCAAUAUGUACAUGACUUCUUAGCUGUUCAUAAUGUUAGCUAAACAAUUACCUAAAGGCUGCCUGUAUAUUCGCUUUAUAUAAUAUACUCCCAUGUUUUUUAACGCUUGAUUCUUGAACAAAAGGAGAAUGCAAUGAAAGGAAAAAAAACAAACAAAAUGAGAACACGGUAAAAAAAAAAAAAAAAUCAUCCCCUUGUAUUGCGACUUGAAAAGUCUUGAAAACUUUAUUUGUACUCUUUCUGUCCCUGCAUUUCUUUGAGAAAAGCUGAAUGUCAACAGUCGAUCCGAAGCGGCUUGCGGCUGUCGAAGUAUGUAGCUCUCUCCCUUUAUAGCCCACAUUUGAACCUUUCCUCUGUACAUAGGUGCACUUUGAAACUGAUGAAAAACUAAACGAUGGGAUACAGCAAAAGUCAAGCAAGAAAAAUAAAAAAAAAAUUGUUCCAAAUGGAUUUUUAAAGGGGUCGGGGAUUUUAAACAGUUGGGUAUUUUUGUUUUUUCAACCAUGUAGCUUGUAAGACGAGAUAUUAUCAUUGCCUCCUGUUUGUCAUAGAAUUCACAAAUAAAUGUUUGUUUAAAUUUA